Messenger RNA from Gadus chalcogrammus (walleye pollock), 2059 nucleotides. Its product is annotated as zinc finger protein RFP-like. Gene Ontology annotation, molecular function: zinc ion binding; protein binding. The record is from RefSeq and is a predicted model, not a curated record. The coding region runs from base 72 to 1709 and encodes 545 amino acids. The transcript is spliced from 2 exons. NCBI's taxonomy places the organism in Eukaryota, Metazoa, Chordata, Actinopteri, Gadiformes, Gadidae.
AGGACGCGCAGUUCUGGAAACGAAACCCAUUGUGGAAAAAAUAUUCAGACGGACAGAAACCAAAACAAGGAAUGGCCUCUGCUAACACUUCCUGGCUUGAAGAGAACUUUUCAUGUUCCAUCUGUCUGGAUGUGUUCAACGAUCCAGUUACCACCGCAUGUGGACACAACUUCUGCAGAACCUGUAUUACAAAGUUCUGGGAUAAACAAGUCCAGUACAAAUGUCCUGUUUGCAACAAGCUUUUCAAACCAAGACCUGAUCUACAGGUCAAUAUCCUCUUAUCAGAGCUGGCUGCUCAGUCUAGAUUCAGAACGUCUGUCCGAGUAAAAGAGCAUUCUUAUGUUGAACCAGGAGAAGUUCCCUGUGACGCCUGUACUGGGACCCAGCGGAAGGCCGUGAAGUCCUGCCUAAUGUGUUUUUCCUCUUACUGCCAAACCCACCUGGAGCCACAUCAGAGAGUCGCUGGCCUGAAGAAACAUCGGCUGGUCGAGCCUAUGGACCGUCUGGAAGACAGGAUGUGUAAGAAACACGACCGACUUCUUGAGCUCUUCUGCCAGACCGAACAAGUGUGUGUGUGUCUGUUCUGCAUAGAGGCAGACCACAAGUCCCAUCCUGUUGUACCUCUAAAGGAGGAAUAUGAAGUGAAGACGGCCCAGCUGGGGAAUGGGGCUGAAGUUCCGCAGAUGAUCCAGGAGAGAAAACAAAAGAUUAAGAAGAUCGAAGACACAGUAGAAAUGAGCAAGAAAGACGCAGACAGAGAGAUAGCCGAUGGUGGGCAGGUCUUCACUGCUCUGAAAGGCUGUGUUGAAAAGUGCCGGGAUGAAUUCAACCAAACGGUGAAAGAGAAACUGAAAUCCACAGUGAAACAAGCUGAAGACCUCAUCAAAGAGCUGGAGCAGGAAAUAGAAGAUCUAACCAAAAGAAGCUCAGUGGUGAAGCGGCUCUCACACACUGAAGACCACCUCCACUUCCUCCAGGCCUUCAGCUCCCUGAAGGAUCCUCCACCCACCAGGGACUGGACGACGGUGGAGGUCCAUCCUCCGUCAUACGCAGGGACCUUGAGGAGAUCCCUGGAUCAGCUGGAGGAGACACUGAACAUGGAGAUGAAGAAGCUGCGUGAUGAUGCUGAACUGAAGAGGUUCCAGCAGUAUGAAGUAGAUGUGACUCUGGAUCCUGAUACUGCUCAUACCAGGCUCAUCCUGUCUGAUGGGAAACAAGUACAUGAUGGAGGUGUGGGGAAGGUACUCCCAGACAACCCUAAGAGAUUUACAAGGAAUAUAUUUGUACUUUCUAGGCAGAGCUUCUCGUCAGGUAGAUUUUACUUUGAGGUCCAGGUUAAAGACAAGACUGGAUGGUGGUUAGGAGUGGCCAGAGAGUCCGUAGACAGAAAAGGUCCGACCAAGUGGACCCCCGAGACUGGUUACUGGAUUCUGGACUACUACAAGAAUGGGUUAGUAUUUAGAGAUAACCCUUCUGUCAGUCUCCCUCUGAGAGCUGAGCUCCAGAAGGUGGGGGUGUUUGUUGAUUAUGAUGAGGGUCUGGUCUCCUUCUAUGAUGUGGAAGCCAGGAUUCAUAUCUACUCUGCUACUGGCUGCACCUUCAGUGAGCCCCUCUAUCCAUUCCUCUGUUCAAUGUACCAUGGUUAUGGGGGUAACAACUCUGCGCCCCUGAUCAUCUCACCUGUCAAACAGACUAGGACCUUUGUUUGAUAAUGCAACAUACAAACCACCAAACAACUAAUGUUUCCUGAAUUAGAAUCUCUAUGUGAGAUCUGAAAGAACUGCAUUUAUGUCUACUGCUGUCAUUUAACGAGGAUAAAUUGUUCAAGAAUCUAACCCCAGUUGUUGAAUACAACCCUUUAUGAAGGGUUAGAUUACACUUGUCUGUUUUCUCCUUAUUUUUUUUAUAUGUUCAACACUAUUAUUAACCGUUUGUUAUGUAGAACAUUUUUUACAGGAUUCAUUUGUAUAAAUAAUAAUUGUAUUAACAUUUCUAUUGGUUUUAACUUCUGAAUAGUGAAUGAAAAAACAAUACAAUUGUCUUACUUUUCAAAUUCUAA